GGCUAAGCUUUUCUCACCAUUCCAUCCCAACUCCGUCCACUCCCCUUUCUUGAUCACACUCCGUUGCGUUACGUUGCGUUUCUUUCCUUUUGGGUUUCUGGUUUUUUUUGUUUUGCUGACGGAUACUCCGUCGAGCAGCAUUGAGUUUCCAGUUAGAGAGGCUCUUUGAAGCUUGAAAGAAAACAUCCACAAAAAUGCCUCAACGCAGCUUGACCCGUGCUCUCAGUGUUAGGGAGCGCAUUGGUGACUCCCUUUCUUCCCAUCCCAAUGAGCUGGUGGCACUUUUCUCAAGGUUUAUUCACCAGGGCAAGGGUAUGCUGCAACCCCACCAGUUGUUGGCUGAGUAUGGAGCUACCUUUUCUGAAGCUGAUAAGGAAAAACUGAAGGAUGGAGCCUUCGAGGAUGUUAUCAAGGCAGCACAGGAAGCCAUUGUUAUUCCUCCAUGGGUUGCUUUGGCUAUCCGACCUAGGCCUGGAGUCUGGGAAUACGUCCGGGUCAAUAUCAGUGAGCUCGCUGUGGAGGAGUUGACUAUUCCAGAAUAUUUGCAUUUCAAAGAGGAACUUGCUGAUGGAAGCAUUUGUAAUUCUUCUCCUUUCAGCCCACAGAACAACAACUUUGUGCUGGAGUUGGAUUUUGAGCCCUUUAAUGCUUCUUUUCCUCGCCCCUCGCUGUCAAAAUCUAUAGGUAAUGGAGUGCAGUUCCUCAACCGUCACCUCUCUUCAAAGUUGUUCCAAGACAAAGAAAGCUUGUACCCCUUGCUUAAUUUCCUAAGGAAACACAAUUACAAGGGCAUGUCAAUGAUGUUGAAUGAUAGGAUCCAAAGCCUUAGUGCCCUCCGGGCGGCAUUGAGGAAGGCAGAACAACAUCUGCUGAGUAUCCCAUUGGAUACACCGUACUCAGAAUUCCACCACAGAUUUCAAGAGCUUGGCCUUGAAAAGGGUUGGGGUGACAGUGGCCAGCGUGUAUAUGAGACCAUCCACCUGCUACUGGAUCUUCUUGAGGCCCCUGAUCCGACCACCUUGGAGACUUUCCUGGGAACAAUUCCUAUGAUGUUCAAUGUUGUGAUCCUUUCUCCACAUGGGUACUUUGCCCAGGCUAAUGUUUUGGGUUAUCCUGAUACUGGUGGUCAGGUCGUGUAUAUUUUGGAUCAAGUCCGUGCUUUGGAAGAUGAGAUGCUUUUGAGGAUCAAACGUCAAGGACUAGAUAUCACGCCUAGAAUUCUAAUUGUUACCAGGUUGCUCCCUGAUGCAGUCGGCACAACUUGCGGGCAGCGGCUUGAAAAGGUUCUUGGAACUGAGCACACUCAUAUUCUUCGAGUUCCAUUUAGAACAGAAAAUGGAAUUGUCCGCAAAUGGAUCUCCCGUUUCGAAGUAUGGCCAUACCUAGAAACAUAUACCGAGGAUGUUGCAAAUGAGUUGGCUGGAGAACUACAAGCCACCCCUGAUCUAAUCAUUGGUAACUACAGUGAUGGAAAUCUAGUGUCAACUUUGCUUGCGCAUAAAUUGGGAGUAACCCAGUGCACUAUUGCCCAUGCUCUGGAGAAGACAAAAUACCCUAACUCAGAUAUUUACUGGAAGAAAUUUGAGAAUCAGUAUCACUUCUCUUGCCAAUUCACAGCUGAUUUGAUUGCUAUGAAUCAUGCUGAUUUUAUCAUCACUAGCACCUUCCAGGAAAUUUCUGGAAGCAAGGACACCGUGGGGCAGUAUGAGUCUCACACUGCCUUUACUCUUCCUGGACUCUACCGAGUUGUUCAUGGAAUCGAUGUCUUUGAUCCAAAAUUCAAUAUUGUCUCACCUGGUGCUGAUAUGUCCAUUUACUUUCCAUACACUGAAAAGAACAAGCGAUUGACAUCUCUUCACCCAGAGAUCGAAGAGCUAUUGUUCAACCCCGAAGAUAACACAGAGCACAAAGGUGUGCUGAGUGACACCAAGAAGCCCAUUAUCUUCUCCAUGGCAAGGCUGGAUAGGGUGAAGAACUUAACGGGUCUGGUUGAAUUCUAUGGUCGGAAUGAGCGCCUGAAGGAGCUGGCAAACCUUGUGGUGGUUUGUGGAGAUCAUGGAAAAGAGUCGAAGGACCUUGAGGAACAAGCAGAGUUCAAGAAGAUGUAUGACCACAUUGAGAAAUACAAUCUGCACGGACAUUUUCGAUGGAUCUCAGCCCAAAUGAACCGGGUUCGCAAUGGUGAACUCUAUCGUUACAUCGCCGACACCAAAGGAGUCUUCGUUCAACCCGCGUUCUAUGAAGCCUUCGGGCUCACUGUUGUUGAAUCAAUGACCUGUGGGCUGCCAACAUUUGCAACCCUGCACGGAGGACCUGGAGAAAUUAUAGUUGAUGGGGUGUCUGGCUUCCACAUUGAUCCUUACCAGGGCGACAAAGCUGCUGAAAUCAUCGUAAACUUCUUUGAGAAGUGCAAGGAAGACCCAACCCACUGGGAGAAAAUCUCUCUAGGGGGACUACAGAGAAUUGAAGAAAAGUAUACCUGGAAGCUCUACUCUGAGAGGUUGAUGACACUCACUGGAGUCUAUGGAUUCUGGAAGUAUGUCUCCAACCUGGAACGGCGUGAGACUCGUCGUUACCUGGAGAUGUUCUAUGCCCUCAAAUAUCGUCAACUGGCUGAGUCGGUUCCACUGGCAGUUGAGGGAGACGCUGCCGCCAAGUAGACAGAGACUUAGAAGGAACCACAACAACCUGUUUGUUUUCAAGUCUGAGAAUUCAGGAGAGGCUUUUGUCCCAAGUUAUUUUCCAAUUUAUGCCAGACCUAUUUAUCGAAUCCAGAAGUUCUUCCCUUUGAUGUGUGUUUUUCAGUGUGUUUACCAUGUCGGAUUACUCUAAUAAGAUCAGUGGCUUCCUUCUCCUUGAAA
Zingiber officinale is the source of this 2861-nucleotide messenger RNA. Its product is annotated as sucrose synthase 2-like. The record is from RefSeq and is a predicted model, not a curated record. The transcript has 16 exons. Bases 195 to 2660 code for a protein of 821 amino acids. Gene Ontology annotation, biological process: sucrose metabolic process. NCBI's taxonomy places the organism in Eukaryota, Viridiplantae, Streptophyta, Magnoliopsida, Zingiberales, Zingiberaceae. Gene Ontology annotation, molecular function: sucrose synthase activity.